UAAAUCUUUCUUGUAAUUACAACCAUUUGACCCUAAAAAAUUUAGACCAUUUCAACCGAACAAACAUUUCAGCUUACUGUCUUUGUUCAAUCAGUACCAUAAAACUCAACCAAAAAAUUAUAUAAAAAGAGACCCAACAAGCAACAGAAGAUGAACAAAGAUUUGGGUCAAAAUUUACUUGAACCAUGGCCAGUUUCAGAGAUUUGGUUUUCUUUCUAUCAUUGGCUUCUUCCAUUGCUGCAGUCCUCUGCAACUCAGAAGGGGAUGCUCUUGCUGCAUGGAAGGCUGAACUGGUUGAUCCAAACAAUGUCCUCCAAAGCUGGGACCCGUCUCUAGUAAAUCCAUGCACUUGGUUCCACAUCACCUGCAACAUCAAUAACACGGUCACCCGAGUGGACCUUGGCAAUGCUAGUCUCUCCGGACCCCUCGUUCCCCAACUCGCAAACUUGCCAAAUCUUCAGUUCUUGAUCAUAAACGACAACAAUUUGAGUGGGGUAAUUCCAAAGGAGAUAGGGAUAUUGAGCAAUCUGAGGAGUUUGUUCCUGUCCAAAAACAAGUUCUCAGGGUCUUUACCACCUUCCUUGGGAAAUUUGAGCUCAUUGGUUUUCUUUGAAGCACAUGACAACAGUUUUAGUGGAAUAAUUCCUGCAUCUUUUGGGGCCUUGACUUCUUUGAAGAAUUUGAGAUUGGACAACAACAAUUUUAGCGGCAACAUCCCUUUUACUCUUCUGCAACUUGUUAACGUUGGCAAUCUUCAGCUACUGAAUGUUUCACUAAACUCAUUUAUGGGAAGUGUUCGCCCGACUAAUUCAUCAGAGAUGGCAGUGACUACAAUAAUACAAGACCCAAAAGCUCCAAAUUAAAGUUGAAAAGGAGGAUGAAGAAGACAUGGCAGAGAAGGUUGAAAUAAGAUCAUAGUCUUGCAUGUAAUAAAUAAUAAUAAUAUGAAUGUGUAUUGGUGUUACUUUUGUGGUUAAACACUUUAUAAAGUGGUAGAAUAUGUCAUACAUAUCAUUUCAGUCUU
Molecule: messenger RNA, 1024 nt
Organism: Cucurbita pepo subsp. pepo (vegetable marrow)
Lineage: Eukaryota; Viridiplantae; Streptophyta; Magnoliopsida; Cucurbitales; Cucurbitaceae
Source: RefSeq, a predicted model, not a curated record